Porites lobata is the source of this 10383-nucleotide messenger RNA. NCBI's taxonomy places the organism in Eukaryota, Metazoa, Cnidaria, Anthozoa, Scleractinia, Poritidae. The record is from the annotation of a GenBank genome assembly.
GUCUGCUUCAUCCAACAUGGCGGCAAACUCCAGGAGAAGAUACCACAUUUUGCUAUCGUCUUUUACCAGCGAGGAGAAAGGAAAGUUGUCACAAUCCAUUCAAGAACUUGGUGGGACUUAUUCAGAUACGCCGGUAAGUUAGAAAACUUUAAGUGGUCGUUUACUAAAUGGACAAAUGAUUAAGCUUACUGUUUGCGCGCCUUAAUCAAACAUCGCGCGCUUGAUUUUUACGUCUCUGGGAGUAAGAUAUUAAAGAAAGUAAAGGAUGCUUUGACAAUAGUUGGACUAACGAGGUACCCUGAACGCCUUAGAAUAACAAAAAAUGACAAACUACGCUUUACUAGUCCGUUCUGUUGCGCUUCUCGGCAUUAUUAUACAAGCUUGUGCUUGUGCUUGUGCUGUGAACCAUUUGCUACGUUUUAUGUCGAGGCGGCCGUGCACAAUGGCGUGCAUUAUGUAAGAGUACAGCGAGUUGCAUCUCUCUAGGUCAUAAAUAGUUGACAAAAAGUAUCAUCUUGAAGCUCAAGUUAUUGAACAACUGAGAGUGUUUCGAUGUCAUGUAAUAAUUUGAUGAUUCAUAAACAUGUAUUGGCAACGCGCGCAGUAUGAUAGAGCGUGACCCCUGGAGCGUGACAUUGAUUUUGAAAAUACGUUGCUUUUUUUUUUUUUCUCAGCACUUUAUUCGAAGUUGUUCACAUGUGAUCUGUGGUAAGCCAAGUCGAGGAGAAAAAUUCCUUUGUGGUUGUGCAUCAGGUACAGGCUCUAGUUAUAAAGCUUCUGGUAAAAUAAAAUGUGCGCCCAUACAUGCACGCUGUUGUUGUGGAAUUAAAAUUAUGAAAACAACUGUCCAUUCGUGAAUAUUUUAUCAUUGUAGCUCUCUCCUCAGCAGAGGCUCCCGCUGGGCAUCCCAAUAAAAAUAGCAAUAAUCAAAAAAUAGAAAGCGGACGGGGGAAGAUGGUCUUUUCUUUUUCCAUGUCUCCAGCAAUCUCUAGAAGCCUCUACAGAGGAGAGAGUCAUUGUAGAAAGACACAAAUACAAUAUUACUACAGACUCAGUAACCACCAAACUUUGUUACUAAAAGGUAGCAUUGGUAGUUGCCAAAAAUCUGUGACAGUGGAACCUCGAUAUAACAAACCUCUGAAUGAUGAAGUCCUUGGUAUAACGAAUGAUUUUCUUUAUCCCAGUGAUAGUGAAAUAUUGCUGCUUUGCACAUGAUGUCAUGGCGGCCAUGUUGGUUGUCAAGAACAAAAGCUUUCCUCUUCUCUGGGAACUAGACUCUAUUUUCAUGUAAAUUCUUCAAGAAAAAUUUUAUAUUGUAUUGACCCACAACACGGCUGCCUUGUCACGUGGUUGCAAACCAAAAAUAUGAAAAAGAAGCUUGAUUUAACGAAACCUUGUCAUAGCGAACACAUUUUGCCAGUCCCUUGACCUUUUGUUUGAUUGAAGUUCCAAUGUAUAAUGCUCAUCAGAAGGUUGAAGAGAGUGGUUCCAUUUUUUAUCCCCCAACCUAAAGAUGAUAGGAAUCUGAAACAUCAAAUUUUUGUCAGUGUUCUUUGAAAAAUUGAAUCUGAAGGGUUUGUUCAUUGUUGGCACAUUUAAAAAUUUUUCUGAAGAGUCAAAAUUUUGUCAGAUUCUUUGAGAAAUGUACAAGAAUCCCCUACACUGUAGUUCGAAAACCCAUCAUCCUUAAGGGUCGGGGUGCAAAUAAAAUAUGGAACAUCCCAUGCAGUACAGUGCUGUACAUAUACGUCAUACGAUGUACAUAACGGCUAAAAUAGUUGUUAAAGGAAUAAGAUACUGCACAUGUAUUACAAUCUGGUGUAGAAAAAUUGGGUAUCGUUACCGUCACAUGUCAGCUGUAUAAUAAGAUACUGCACAUGUAUGACAAUCUCGUGUAGAAAAAAUUAUUGGGUAUCAUAACUGUCACAUGUAAGCAGUAUAAUAAGAUACUGCAUAUGUAUUACAAUCUGGUGAAGAAAAAUUGGGUAUCAUAACUGUCUCGUGUAAGCUGUAUGUAGUCAGCAAACUCUGAAAAGAAUGUUACUUUUAUUGGGUGACUUGUGUUGAUGAACGAUAGAAUGUUUUAGCCUAAUAUCAGGAGCUAGAGUGACGAUCUGGUGAGUAUUGAAACGUGUCAGAUAGCAAGCCAGGGCUGUGCAGGUGGCAGAGUAAGGGCCUAGUUAUAUAAUGUGAUCCAGCCGGCUUAGCUGGGAGGUGGGCCUGCCCGCCUUUUCAUGUAUAAACACAAUGACAUUUUUUUGAGAAAACAAGCCCAAGAGCCAAGCAAGCCGGUAAAGCAGGCAAGCCUUGUAACCUGGCGGCUCACCUCAUACAUUUAUAAACAGGUCACAACACACUCUAGUUUUCAUUUAGUCAGUGCCAUGAUGUAAAUAAUUUACUAAUAGUGAUAAUAAAAUUAGUUUUGGAAAUCAUUGAACAAAGCAUAUUAUUCAAGAUUAUGUAGCAAUGUUAUACACAUGUUUUUAUUCCAGGUAAGUGGAUGUUAAAGCGCGAGUUCAUUGAGGACAGCAUUAAGGCUGGAAGGUGGUUGGAAGAGAAGUUGUAUGAGUGGAGUGAACAAGAUGAAGUAGAUGGAGUCUCUGCCAGUCAUAUUGCUGCUCCUGGCCGCUGGAGAAGAAUUCUACAGGAAGAGAGAGGUCCGUUUGAUGGAUGGAAAGCACUGGUGGCUGUGGCAGAUGCUAAGAGAAGAGCCGCGUACAAAAGGCAAGCCACAGUACACUGUGUUUUAUAUUUUAAUACCUACAGUGUAAGAGAAGCUGUACAUGUAUACUGGUUUCCAACAUUUUGCAAAAAAACAUUCUCAGAUUUUUGGCAGUGUUUCUGGCUAAUAAGUUUUACAACAAUUGAAAACUUCCUUGCAAGUGAAGGUUAGUGCUUGAAACAUGAGCUGCCAUUAUUUGUGGCUCGCUCUUAGAUGGACACUGAUCCCAUGGCUGGCAAACACUGCCACCCAGCCAUGAGCCCCCAUGGAAGCCAUGUGGAAGGGGAAGAGAACAGGUCCCUGUCACACUUAUAAACAGUGAAAGAGGGAGAGGCUUAUUAAAAGAGCUCUAAGCUCUUUUAAUAUUGCUAAAGAAAUGCUCAUGCUCUUGCCAAAUACUACAGCACACUUUGGUUUGCACAUGGAGUCCUGGUGCAUGCACAUCAUGAAGUAUCACUGACCGCAAAGGAAGCACAAAGCUCCUCAUUGUGAACUCUGCUAAAUUCCAUACAACCAAACCACACAUACAUGUACUGUAGGACGCAUUGAUCAGAUAUGCCGGUCUACAGCUGUACAUAACACAGUUUGAACUAUGUGUGUACAUGUACUUGUAAUCAGAGACUCUCUAAUUCAUGUAAUGGUUUAUUGCUUACAUAUACAAGGGCCUAAUUGCACAAAACAACAGGCAAUGAUUCACAUUUACAUGUAAUCUUGAGUUGCUUCAUACAACCCCACCCUAUUAACUUGAAUAAAAAUAUCUGAUGCUAGAUCGUUAGUUGAUUGUUCAUGUAUUUUCUGUCACCACUGUUAGGUUGUUAGAGGUAGGAGGAGCUGUGAUGGUGAGUGGGAAGCCACCAUACCCAUCCAAUCUUGCUUCAAAACUGACACAUGUGUUUGUGGAGAAGGCUUUUGAAGAUGAUGUGAAGAUUUUACAGAAUGCUGGAGUCCUUUGUCUUUCUCCAGAUUAUAUUCCUGAAUUUAUACUACAAGUGAGUGCUUAAUGCUUUGUCUUAAGUGAAGGAGGAAGUAAUGAUGUAUUAUAACUCACCUGUUCAUUAAGGAACAGGGAAUAGGAACCCUCUGAAUGAUUUCAACUUUUUAUGGGGGUUGGGGGGUUUCAUUUACAAGCCCACGAUAAUUACACAGGCUCGGGAAAAAUCAGGCCAUACAACACCAGACAUCCACGGGGUCUAAGCUUUUUGUGGCUUGGUAUCUGAGUUUUCCAGACAUCCCAGGGAGUGUUGCUGUUUAGUUGAAGUCUAGUCAAGCCAAUAAAACAGAAUGCAUGGCCUCAUGUUUGAUUUGAAAUGCUAGGACCCUGCCCCUCCUGUUGCAACAUUUUCCAUCACAUCUUACGAGUCUCCAGUUAGAAGUCUUCAGAGGAUCACUGGCAAACUCAAGAACACUCCUGUCCUGGGUAGUGAUGUCACAGAGUCAAGAAUUGGAAAGCAAAGUAACACACAUGCAAUGUCAACAUCUAGAAAGAUAAAGGCAUCAUCUGUAUCCCUAGGUCCUAUUGAGCCCCCAAGCAAGAGACAAAAGCAGGUACUAGUGAAUUCAUAGAUAGACCCUUACCUAUUCUUUAAUCACCUCUGUGGUAUUGGAAGCUACAGUUGUUUUAAAAACAGCCUUGAGGGUCUCAAAGGUUGGUGUUUGGCCUACACAUACUAUAGGGCCUACACAUACAGGGGCCGGAAUCACCUCACUCUGUCAAAACUCUGUUAAUUAAAGAGACUUCUCAUUUUGUGUUCAGCUUUUUUUACCAGUAAUAUUAUACAAAUUAUUGUAUAAAUGCCAUGUAGUUGCCAGAUAUAAGGUCCUGAAAAAUGCACAGUUCAACCGUGGAAAUCCCACUAAUUACAUGCUUCCCUUUUGCAAAAUCAUCUACAGCACUGUACAUGACUUGUAUGCUUUUUUAGGGCCUGGAUUCCAGUUUUGUAAAUUACAGAUGGCAGCCCAGAUUGAUUGCACGUGUGUUUAGUACAAGCGAGGUACAUGUAUGUGAAAUAAUUAUGGUCAAUUUAAUAAUUUAUUACAAUGUAACUGCAUUUUACACCUGUUAAAAUAUUGUCAUUGCAGUUGCAUUAAGUGCAUAUGCAUUUACACUACCCAUGCAUGUAUGUGUUUGUUUAGUUAUUUCAUGCAUAUACAGUGCACUUGUAAAUAGAACUUAUUUUUUUCCAAAAUAAGUAUGCCCCGACAAUAUCAUUAAUUUUUCUUUAUAGGUGUGUGGAGAUGAGUUUCCAGCUUAUGUUUUAAACUCAAUUGAUGGUUAUGUGGAGGAAUCUCACCAGUCCACUGUCUUGGAUGCCAUAUCUUCUUUUCUAACCUCCAAGCGGUAUCCUCCUCCACGACUGCUUCACACCAUCAUGGACAUCCUUUUGGUAAAUUUGACUGCUUGUUCUUGAUUGCACAUGAUAUUAACCUUUGUAAGGGUAUAUAAUUAAAACUAAAAAAUACUUAGCAGUUAUUGAACAAGGCUGAGCAGGGUGUGAAGAAUUAUGCAGAUCAAAGUGGAUGUAACCCACCAAGGCGGAAGGCCAAGGUUAUGGUUGAUAACAUCCUUCGACAUCUGCAUAAUUCUUCACAUAGUAUGAAAGCCAAAUUCAUUUUUUUAUUAUUAUUCAUUUAUUCUUAACGAGCUUACCUCCUAAUAGACUUUCUCCUAAACUUUGGCCUAUUCUUGGCAUGGUUUCACAAUAUAAACAGAUACUCCUCAAAAAGUAGAUAACAUCCAUCGAUCAAAUGUUUUCUUCAUUUUUGCCUUCAGAUAGCUGUGAUUGCUAUUCUUUAGUUCACUGUAGGCGGCCACGCCUGGAAAAGAGGUUGAUUGAUGGUGUAUUGCCUAUGCAACCCUCUUUCCAGGCAAAUAUUAUGCAAUGUAUCGUCGAUCAGCCUUGCUUCCAAGUCAAUAUACAUGUACCAUUGAAUCAAUGUAUACAGUACAUUGCUCACAUCUUCCAAAUUUGGGUAAGGCUGGUUGGUUAUGAAAAAUUAGCCAGGAGACUUAAAGCCAAUCAAAUAGUAAUUUUUCCAAGUGCCACUGUUGAUCGUCUGAAAAGCAGAGAUAAUUAACUUGAUAAUGAAAUUAUAAGAACUUCUUUUAUUAAACUAGCUUCAAUGAGACCACAUUUCAACAUAGUUUUUAGUUCACAACUGCCUUAACAGAGAUUUCACGCAGCUUCCUUUUGUAACUAUAGCUGUAGCCAGUUCCCAUGAAUGAAUUCUGUCCCAACAGUUGCAUGUGUUGAAUACAGCUGUAAGUGCUAAUCACACUACUGCUUCCACUUGCCAGUCCAUUUUACCAUUCUGCAGAAGUCUGCAUACAAUAUGUUUAUUAUAUAUAUAGUAUUUAUUUCCACUCAUACAUUAUCUGUAAGUUUCAAGUACAUGUACAAUUCAUGACUGUAAACUACAACGUCCAGGUUCUUUUAAGCAGACUUCUGUUUAAAAGAGUUGUUUAUUGUACUUUAAAUACUUGUAUAUUGUAAUAUUUUUCAGAAAUCAUCUUCUGCCCAGGCUGCUAAAGCUUUUCUGCUGCUCCAGCAACUCCUGGUAUUACAUCCGCCCUCUCACAACACCUCUCUGUACCAGUCCAUGCUCAAUGUACAAGUUAAUUCCCAUGUGACUCCAGUAGAGAACAUUGGCUAUGAGUGGGAAUUUUUCAAGUCACUCUGCAGGUACUGAUUUUAGGGUUUUUUAGACCUGGUGGCACCAUUUUUUUUCUCACGUGUUUGUAAUUUUGUAUUUUUUUUUACACUUUCUUUUGUUUUUCAGUAAGAAGGAUCAAAACAGCCUACUCCUGUUACGGUUUGUUAUCACAACACUCGAGAGGGAUUUCCAUGAUCGUACCUGUAAUAGGUAGGCUGAUAUACAAUAUUUCCUUUAACUUAUUUUACUAACACAUGAAUCUCCUGACUCUGACACAAAGUUCUUCUCCCUGUUUUUUUCUAUACUGCUGUAAAAAAAUUAUGCUUUUUAAUGCAAGAAAACAUAUUUUUUGCCCAUCUUUCAGCAUGUUAUCAGUUGGUGAAAAUUUGGAUGCGCUUAAAAAGUCUCUGCUGUGGUUAAUGUUUUGGCCAAGCUCAUCCACAGUCUCUUUCAAUACACGCCUGCGAGAGCUCUUUAAACUAACAUGGAGUGCUUGUGAUGACCCAAAUCAGGUUAGUGACAAGGACAAAUGCUUUGACAGUACUGGUAUCUGUUGAACUGAAUGAACUGAAUGGGUGAGUGCUUGGGUUUUUUUAAAGGGGAAGGGAGCUUAUGGAUGGACCUGUCAGUUUCAAAAUGUUCGACCUUAUACAUUGUACAUUUUUAAACUUAACAUUUUUUAUUUCAGGUUUUUUUAGUGCAGAGUUUGCAAAGUGUUGUCUCCAUGGCAUCUGAGUGCUAUAUCCUUACUGACCUGGUGUCAUUAAAGUGUGAUGAGGUUGGUUUGGGCAGCAGGUUAAGUGAGCGCUCAAGAACCUUUGUGACUGAGCUGGCCUAUGGAGGGACACACCAUGAAGCUUCUAUGAAUCGUUUUUUAGAGACAUGCUCCCCCUGGCUUCAGAUGCAUAUAGCUGAAAUUCUCCUGGCAAACUACACUGAUCUGUCAGUACCUUUUGAGAAACGCCAUUUAAAAAGCAAGACUUUAUCCUUAGAGAAAAUUGUAAGUAACGCAAUAUUGACUCAAUCGGUUACUAGUAAAAAAAUUUAUAUAUUCGUGAUUCUGUACAGCUAUGAUAAUUGAUAUUGAAUCAAUCGGCUACUAAUAAAAAAAUUUAUAUAUUCGUGAUUCUGUACAUCUAUGAUAAUUGCACAAAGUUUUUUAUUAGGGGAGUAUACUUUUUUCGUUUUGUUAGGUCUGUUAUCAUUUCUUUUUGGCACCAAGAAGAAGUGUUGACGAUGUUACCCCUAAUGUUGCUAAGGGUAACAAACGCAAAGGAACUCCACUACAGGAUAUAAAAAGGUAAGUCAUGAGGUUGAAAAUCUAACUGCUCAAAUAAUCAAUUAGACUGAAGACUAGCUGAUUGGAUGCAUCGAGGUUCUGUAGGACCCCACAAACUCCUUUGCUCUAUGGCUGGGCUAAAAUACAGGUCACUUUUCCACAGGUCAGAGUACAGAUUAUUACAGGUUAUACAGGUAAAUGAACAGCAAUAAGUGUCUCCUAACCAUAAUCUCUUAACAAAAGUAAAAUUCUCCAUUAGAUUGGGGGAAAUCUGUGUGCUUGGUAAUUUAGUGAUGGCGCAGUGACCUGUACUCUUGACCUGUGGAAUGUGACCUGUACUUUAGAUCCACCACCAUUUUGCUGUGAAUGUAUACUGUAGUUCCAACUGCAUUCGCAUUCUGCAACAGUAAGAAUGAAAUGAGGUUGAUUUCAUCACCCCCAUGCAAGCCUUGACUUGGUUCCAUUGUUUACAGGCAUGUAGGAAAGGGUUGCUGAUUGAUUGAUUAAUUUGAUUGUGUAAUCACCAUUUUAGUUUAUCCAUCUACUUUUCCUGAAUAUGGAGGCUUUGUUCAUUGUUUUUAGGGACAACAUAAACAUGAAGCUGAAUGGCGUCACUGAAAUUGAUCGCCGUAAUAUUAAAGGUAUAGUUAAAAAGAUUACAGCUUUUGAUUGUUUCCGACUGCUAUGUUUAUUCUGGUUUUGCUUCUUUGUUUACUUAAACUAUACGAAACUUUGAAACUCUCCAUUGUAGAAGAGUUGACUAUAUAGUAUAUGUGGCCAUGUUUUCUUUGUAUCAGGAUACCCUAUUCCACUGACAAUAUCAUUCUUUCCUUCCUUCCUCUGUGCUGACUUUCUGUCCAAAAUUUAAUUUUUACUGAGAAGUGAAAAUUCUGACAAAGGAAUGUUUUUGUGUGGUUCAUUGUUCUCAGGUGAAACAAAGCUGCAUGUUGCUUGCAUUAAAAAUGAUGCUGUAAAAGUGAAACAGUUGCUUGCAGCAGGAGCAGAUGCUAACAUCACAGAUCAUGCGGGGUGGACACCCCUGCAUGAGGCCUGUAAUCAUGGUCACGUGGAGUGCGUGCGAGAAUUGCUGAAGGCGAGGAGGCUUGUUUAUGAAAUAAAUGCUGAGGAUGGUAUGUAGUUUUCAAGAACUGGUUGUACCAUAUUAGUUCAAGUAAAGGGAAUAAUGUUGGGUUGUCCUGGUGAAAUGGCAUGCAUCUCACUUAAUUACUUUCAAUAUGAGCUGAAUUACCCCCACACAUACAACCAGACUGGAUACAGGUACUGUCUAGUUUGAGCAAAACAGACAACUAUUAGUGUGGGAAUCAAGAACACGGUAGAUUGCAUAUAAAUUUCAUAGGCCCCAUUUUGGAUUAACGUCACUGACCUCACAGGCUCUCAUAAAUGAAAUGCAGCAAAUGGAAUUUGUCAAGGAAAGAAGAUAUUAUCGCUCAUUGGCCCACAGUCAAUGACAGACAUUAUGGGCAUUUCCUUAUUCCAUUAAUCAGUUACUCUUAUAAGAUGGCAUAACAGUUCCUUACUAUACUACUACAUUAUUUUUAUUUGUUGUCCCCAGUAUGACGUGACUUUUUAUUUCCUUGCUUUCGUCCUUUGGAGCUUUGUUUCUUUUUUGCAAGUAUUUCCAAGUAAUAAUGCAGCCUAAUGCAAGGUUGUUGGGACUAUUUUGUUUGUUUUUAAGUUGUAAUUGCUUCUCUGUGUUUAAAAGAUUCCUGCCGUGUGCUUAAUGUACUGGCAGCUCCAAGGUGUGGUACAACACCUCUUCAUGAUGCUGCUGGCAACAAUCACAUGCAAGUGGUCAAGGAACUUGCAGCUGCUGGAGGUUAGUUGAAUACAUGUAUGUUAAUUUUUUCAGGAAUAAGAAAAUCUACUUGAGGUGACGCUGCAGUAACAGAAAAGAGGAAAACAUUGUAGUUUAUCCAUAGAUGGCGGGGUAAACAAUACUCCUUGAAUUUUCUCUUAUCCUUUCAUCUCCAAAAUAUAAAAUAAUAUUGUAGUAUAGUUGACGCAAGGAACUAGGUUGCCAAAUGCUAAAUCAAUAUUGAAAGGUGUGUCACUUCUGCAGCAGUUCCUUGUCUUACAUGGACUUUAAAUAAGUAAUCUUAUUAACUUUACACUUUCAUUCUUUUAAGGCAUACGUUUGCUGGAAGCCAAAAAUACUACUGGAAAAAAACCAUUGGACUUAACAAAAGAUAGAAAGAUUACAAAAUUUCUUCAGUCCAUGGAAGGCAACAAUGGAGAUUCAUCAUUUAAUACACAUUCUAAUCAGGUGGCCUCCAAGUACACUACACAAGAGUGUGAAGAGUUUCUCUUGAUACUGUCUCAUUUAGUGCAGUCAUACUUCCGUGUCACAGGAUACCCAACUGACAACCCACUUUGGACAAACUUCAUAGAGCAUGUUGAUAAUUUAGAGAGUCACUUGACUUGGAUGUUGAAAGACAAUCAUCUUUCAUCAGCUCUUAAUAUCAGACUUGCUACCCUGAGGAUGUUGACAAAUACUUAAACCUAAAAUGCUGUUUGGUUGGUUCGUGUUCUUUAUUUUCCCUUUCUGAUUUGGAUGAUUUGUAAAAAAAAUGCUACAGAUUUUAUUUCUUGUUGCGUUUUAUGGAGAUGUGUCAUCUCAGGUCAAAAGGAUUUGCCAUGACUUCUAAGACUGAUCACCUUGCAAGUCGUAAAACAAAAUGUGCAAAAUAUGCCAAGUUGCUGUAAAGAAGGU